UGACUUACUCUGACCAUAUUUGUGUCUCUGCCCCAACAGGAAGCCAUGAGGGAACCAAGUACAUGUUCAGCUCCAGAGGACUGUUCGCUGUUCCCUUCGGCAGGACAACCAAACCAGCACACAUAGCCAAAAUCAAAAUGAAGUUCCGAUUCUUAGGAAAGCUGAUGGCCAAAGCCAUAAUGGACUUCAGAUUGCUGGACCUUCCUCUCGGGCUGCCCUUCUAUAAGUGGAUGCUGCGGCACGAGAUGUCCAUCAGCUCCCACGACCUGGUGAACAUCGACCCCGGGGUGGCCAAGUCCAUCCAGCACCUGGAGGACAUCAUCCGCCAGAAGAAGCGGCUGGAGCAGGACCGGUCACAGGUGAAGCCCCAACAACCAUCACAUCUGAACAGAAAAUCAAUCAGAGGACUGAGGAUUUAGUGCGCUGGUACCAGA
This is a messenger RNA of Notothenia coriiceps (black rockcod), 434 nucleotides long. RefSeq names its product E3 ubiquitin-protein ligase TRIP12-like. Bases 63 to 419 code for a protein of 118 amino acids. NCBI's taxonomy places the organism in Eukaryota, Metazoa, Chordata, Actinopteri, Perciformes, Nototheniidae. The record is from RefSeq and is a predicted model, not a curated record. The transcript has 2 exons. Gene Ontology annotation, biological process: DNA damage response; proteasome-mediated ubiquitin-dependent protein catabolic process; protein polyubiquitination. Gene Ontology annotation, cellular component: nuclear speck. Gene Ontology annotation, molecular function: ubiquitin protein ligase activity.